This is a messenger RNA of Colletotrichum tamarilloi, 303 nucleotides long. RefSeq lists its product as uncharacterized. NCBI's taxonomy places the organism in Eukaryota, Fungi, Ascomycota, Sordariomycetes, Glomerellales, Glomerellaceae. The record is from RefSeq and is a predicted model, not a curated record. Bases 1 to 303 code for a protein of 100 amino acids. The transcript has a single exon.
AUGAAUAUUCACCUCGUGUUCGGUCCCCCGGCCGGCAUCUUCCCCCGGCAUAAAUGCGACCCUCAAAGACCCCCGCAACCGAAUGCGCCGGGUUUCAAUCCUGUCAUGGCAAAAGUCAAUGUUUGCCCCCCACACCGAGAACACGUCCGAGGGGCACCAGAGUCAAAGCACGAGCUCGAUGCCCAAACAGGUAAUCGUACCAAUGCCAUUUUAAGAUCCUCGGUCUUUCCUAUGACGGCCAGUCCCGUACGACUUCACUUUGUGCGUCUAGACCCAAAGAUUCGGUUUAGAUGUCAUCGUUGA